Branchiostoma belcheri (Belcher's lancelet) is the source of this 3506-nucleotide messenger RNA. RefSeq lists its product as uncharacterized. Gene Ontology annotation, cellular component: cytoplasm; CD95 death-inducing signaling complex. Lineage: Eukaryota; Metazoa; Chordata; Leptocardii; Amphioxiformes; Branchiostomatidae. The record is from RefSeq and is a predicted model, not a curated record. The transcript has 11 exons. Bases 1327 to 2892 code for a protein of 521 amino acids. Gene Ontology annotation, biological process: TRAIL-activated apoptotic signaling pathway; positive regulation of extrinsic apoptotic signaling pathway. Gene Ontology annotation, molecular function: death receptor binding; caspase binding.
CAGGGAAGGACUCCCCUGCACCUGGCUGCUGAGAAUGGCCACCAUGAAACUGUAUCAGUUUUACUGGCAGCUGGUGCAAAUGUGAACAUACGGGACAGGGAGGGAAGGACUCCCCUUCACCGGGCAGCUGAGAAUGGCCGCCAUGACACUGUAUCAGCUUUACUGGCAGCUGGUGCAGAUGUGAACACACGGGACGGGAAGGGAAUGACUCCCCUGCACCUGGCAGCCCAGAAUGAUCACCAAGAAACUGUAUCAGCUUUACUGGCAGCUGGUGCAGAUGUGAAUGUAUGGGACAAUUAUAGGGGAAGCAUCAUGUUUUUCCCUAGGCCUGCAGAAUUUAUUAAAACCCCCCUGCGACUAGCAGCUGAGAAUCGCCACCUAGAAACUGUAUCAGUUUUACUGAAAGCUGGUGCAGAUGUGAACACAUUAAGUGCCAGUGAGAAAAACAGUCUCCUGCAUCAGGCAUCCCGGAGUGGCUACAAAGAAACUGUUGAUGCUUUACUGGCAGCUGGUGCAGAUCGGAGUGCACCAGGGUUCUUGUAUGCAGCAGGCUUGAGUGGUCACCGUGAAACUGUAAGUCAGUUAAAUAGCAGCUGCAGCAUUUUGUACGGUCAGUUGUAAAACCAGACACAACAUUUUUUUCCUUGGUCUAAUUGAAUACUGUCAAUAACAAAUAUUAGUGUGCUUCAUCAAUCUCAUAGCUGGAAUCUGUAGGGGCAGUUUGACAGGCCACAGAUAGUGUUCACAUUCCAAAAAUUGAAUCAAUGUCAUAAAUUUUGAAACAAUUUGACUGUUAAAAUAGUUCAAUUUUUAAAAUGUAAACAUGGUCUAAAGGAACUUUGGUGAUGUGUUUUACAGUCUAUGACUCCCCUACACCUGGCAGCCCUGAAUGGUCAUCAUGAAACUGUAUCAGCUUUACUGGCAGCUGGUGCAGAUGUGAAUGCAAAGGACAGACAGGUAGGCUAGGUAGACUUACUUUCAGGUGUGUCCCCCUUACCAUUAUAUGUGUUUAACUUUAAAAGCCUACGUAGUCUAUAGAUAGGGUUAAAUAAAAAAAUUACACUGACAGUUUUGUAAUGCUAUUAGAUUGUCCUUCCUAAAUGUGACAGCUCUAAUUUUAUUUACCAAAGAGCAACCCCUUGUCUUCUUCGACACUGAGACAUACAUAUAUAAAUAAGUUAGUUGUUAAUGGAUAUGCAAUGUUGGUGUUUGUUGUAUACUAUUGUCAGGUGAUAUGCAGAAAAGAAUGAUGGAAUCGUCAAGUUAAGCCCUUACUUACUUACUUAGGUCCAAAGAGUUGACGGAGCAGGACCAAGUGGGAUCAGGAUGGAUUCGAGGACAACAGAGUUUGAGCAGAUGUUGGACACCAUUUUCAGCCGGCUGGACAAAACAGAUGUAAGGCUGCUUAUGCGGGUUUGGUCUGCACGUACGGGGAAACAGGAAAGUCCAGGGUCUGGGGUGCCAGCUGACUUGAUUAAGGACAUGAAGAAUGAAUACAUUCCAACAGGUGACCUUAGAAUGCUGGAAAAGGACAUGACGGCAGCUGGGAUCAGCUUUCCCUCUGUUGUGCGAGACCUUUCAGAUGUGCCAGAAGAUUUGAAGUACACAAAGACAACAGAGGCUGCAGUAGGACCCACAGGCGGAGAGUUGGAGAUUCCUGGUUUUGUCAAACUUGUUGUACCACCAGGAGUCCUUCAGCAAGACACAAUGAUAACCAUCUCGACCGUAGAUGUUGCAGCUAUCCUCAGGGAUUCUGAGAGUUUUAACUGGACCUCUGGCUACCCCUGGUCCCUGGGUGAGGAUGUUUGCCCACGUGAGCUACUGGAACAGGUACUGUUCUCCCCAGCCGUCGAUGUCAACCUACACGGUGCUGAGUUAAAUGGAGACUUGGAAGUGCAGACGUGGCGGCCUUCGGGUUCGGAAGGCAUGGAGUGUCUUCUGCUGAAGCAUCAUGAUGGAGAAGGCUGGACAGACAUCACUGCCUCAACAGUUUGCCGCAUGUAUCCGGACAAGAUAUCAAUUUCGUUGCGAUCCUUCAGUCCUGUGGCUUAUGUGUGGGCUCCUGUGGAAGCGGUAAUCUCGGUAGGAAAGAUGAUUGUUAAUGCACUGUCGUCAAGAACUCUGGAUUGUCGGUUUGCUGCAUACAUCAAGCCCAUGGCAAAUGAUGUGCAUUUCCACGUCGUCUGUAGAGACCAGAGUGUAGAGACAGAUGACUACCUCCCAGGCUUCACCAAGUGUGGAAGCAAUUUAGCAAUGUUUGAUCUUUUCCAUGGGGAUGUGCUUGAAGUUGCUGUUAGUGUCCGUGGAGGCCAGAGCGAAUCCAAGCCAUUGGAACUACGAUCCAAUCCGUGUCAUAACAAAUAUGGCCAGAACAUUCAAAUGCUCCUGGAUAGACCUAAUGGAGACUGCGUCAAAGGCGAGGUGGAUGUAAAAAAAAAGCCAUCAUUUCGGACUGUGUGUCAGUUCAUUUUCCAAGAGGAAGAUGAUAUCACACCAAGCAAAGGUGGCAAGACAAAAGGCCACUCUAAGAAAAGGUCACAGGCUAGCCCACCAUUGCCAAAGAAGAAGAGGAAAGAAUUAAAAAUGCAUCAAAGAGAUGAGGAAGCAGGACCAAGUGCAGUCAGGGCAGACACUACAGGGGCUGUUGACAUGGAAGAAUCAUUUGAGAAAGUUAUUGAGGCAACGAGCCACAAGUGGGACGACCUGGCCCGGAAGCUAGGCUUCAGUGAGAACCAGAUAGAUGGAAUCCACAACUCCAAAAUAGACCAGGACCACAGAUGUAGGGAAAUGCUGCGCAGGUGGAGAGACAGGGAGGGAAGGGGAGCUACUCUACAGGUUCUGAAGCAGGCACUUAUCAACAUUGGUAAACGGUGGACAGCAGAGGGCUUGUAAGAACUCAGUGGUGACCUGUUUUAAACCUUCUCUACCCAGAAGCAAGUCAUCUACCAUUUGCUGCCAUGCAAGUAGAUGUGGGGUGCUGCAUGGGCUGCGAACAGGCUAGACUGUAGGUUAAUGGUACAUGGUUUUCAGCAUUUUAUUACUUACUUACUCACUUUACUUUAAUUGAGCUCCCAUGAGCAAUUUUAUCUAGCCUGUAAAUGCAACAGAAUGUCAUUUAGUUGAUAUAUAUUGCAAUUUCUAUAUCAUUUGAGAUUUCUACAGCAAAUUUUGGACAAUUCAUGGUUCAUUGUACAUAUCAUUUAUUAAUUGAUUCUAAAUCAUUUGAGAUUAUAUUUUUGCAGCAAAUUUUGGACUAUUCAUGGUACAAUGUACAUGUACAAAAGAAGAUCAUUUUAUACUUAUGAGAAAUGUUUUGAAUGUGUUUAAUUUAGAUACAUAUCAUGAUAUGUAAAUGCAUUGAAUGGAUAUGAACUGUACAUAGCACACAUUACUUCAGAAUGUAAAUCUUUUGAGUAAAUUUUGUAAUAUUGUAAGAUAUUUUACAUUCUUUUGUACAAAUUGAUGAAAUGAAUAUUUUCCUAAUUUUCAGCAUCAUAUACAUGUAG